Molecule: messenger RNA, 5123 nt
Organism: Chiloscyllium plagiosum (whitespotted bambooshark)
Lineage: Eukaryota; Metazoa; Chordata; Chondrichthyes; Orectolobiformes; Hemiscylliidae
Gene: marchf1
Product: E3 ubiquitin-protein ligase MARCHF1
Molecular function (GO): zinc ion binding
Source: RefSeq, a predicted model, not a curated record
UUUUUAAAGAUUGUUUUAGAAUAAGUUAUCUGUGCAUGCAGCAACAGUGAUGACAAUAAAAAAACCUAGUUGAAGCAUUUUGCUGUUUCUUUACCAUCACGUAAUGAAAAACAAAUCUUAAAUGUCACCGUGAAAAUCCUGGGAGUCUAUAUUUUAAUUAACUUUGUGACUAGCUCUUGAACCGAAUGAAUCAAACAAUUCCCAUUUUUAUUGCUUAUGCUGCAACUGUUGUCUCUCAGAUAGGUAUCCAGACAAAAGUAAUUGAAAGCAGUUGGAUUGUUUUGUCCUAUAUCCUGCUGCUCUCUCUUAUUUGUAUGUCAGACUUCCCGUUCUAUCCCCGUAACAUGCAAAACCUUCAGAUUAAGGAUUUUUCGAGGGGAGGUCUCCAACAGCUUUUCACAGUCUGUUUAAUGAUCCAGAUGACAGCCUAGGCAAGCGGACUUUCAUCUUGUUUCAUGAAUUAUGCACAUUGGCUGGCUCUCUGCUCGAUCAGACCAAAGUAAUCCAGCCUCUCCAGUGCAUGCUGUGCUAUCGCCACAGAGCAUUAUUCUCACUGACCUACCUACCUACCUCUGCCUAACUCCUCUGGAAAAUAGAUGUUAGUACAGAGCUAUGGCUGCAAGAGGACAUUAGGCUAACAAAAGUGUGCAACAACAACAACAACAAAAAAUGCGCCUCUGAGACAGGGUGGCUGAAUGAAGGCUGAAAGUGAAUGUAGCAAUGUGCUGUCAGGUAGAAAUGCAGCGUUGGAGAUAUGUGUACAGAAUGACAAGUCUCCGAGACGCUCAACAAGCCGAUCAAGUAACAUAUCAAAGGCAAGUAGUCCAACAGGUACAGCUCCCAGGAGCCAGUCACGUACAUCUGUUAGCCUGUCUACUCAGGAUAUUUGCAGAUCUACUGCCCGUUGUGAAGAUGGUGACACAUAUUCAGCUCCUGUCACGAUGCUCAGCAAUCACAGCAGGGAUUCUGGUAAGAAACAUGUAAAGAGAAGAAUCAAAAAGCAAAGAAAACUCUGUGAAAGAUGCGAGCAUUUGCACGUUCACGCCAAACCUCCCGAAAAGCAGUCCGGGUCUUCUUGCGCAAAAAUAAAUGGAUUCCGUAGGAAUGAUUCUGAUUCAUCAUCAGAUGAACAUCACUGGGCUCAAGUCAGAAGAAGAAAUUUCAAUAGAAUGAGGGCUUCUAGACAGAGCCAAAGGAAAAGCAACUCUCUCAGAGAAUUGGAGAAAAAUGCAGGUAGGACUCUUCCGGCCCUCCACUCGAUGGACUCUGAAAAUGAUUGGGAUAAGAUGAAGAUUAAUCCGCUUCCCAAUCAAGCAAUAAUCCGAGAAAGCAAAAGGAGGUCUCACAAGGAGGCGUCUUCAAUAUCCUUUGUUGACACAAAGAAUUGUUCACAGACAUUUGAACAAAGCAAAGGAAUUUCCAUUAAAAAGGAUCCUGAAAAUUCUUCUUCCUUUGAAGAUGAAGAUUUUAUGAAAGAUUUUACUGGUCAGAAAGGUACCAGUAGAGUGUUCGAAGGUGGAACAGCUAUCAACCCAGAAUCUCAUGGGAGUGCUAGUCCUACCCAACGUCAGACUUUAGAUGAUUACCGUGAUGAUGGGGAAGUCUGCAGGAUCUGCCACUGUGAAGGAGAUGAUGAUAGUCCACUCAUCACACCUUGCCGUUGUACAGGAACGUUGCGUUUUGUACACCAAGCCUGCCUACACCAGUGGAUCAAGAGCUCUGACACGCGCUGCUGCGAACUCUGUAAAUAUGACUUCAUAAUGGAGACAAAACUCAAACCACUGCGGAAGUGGGAAAAGCUGCAGAUGUCAACAAGUGAGAGAAGGAAGAUUGUCUGCUCAGUCACCUUCCACAUUGUGGCUAUCACGUGUGUUGUGUGGUCCUUGUAUGUCCUGAUAGACCGAACAGCAGAGGAGAUCAAACAGGGUAAUGACAAUGGUGUUCUGGAAUGGCCUUUUUGGACAAAACUGGUUGUAGUCGCCAUUGGAUUUACUGGAGGCCUUGUCUUCAUGUAUGUGCAGUGUAAAGUCUAUUUUCAGUUGUGGAGAAGGCUGAAGGCAUAUAACCGAGUCAUCUUUGUCCAGAACUGCCCAGACCUUGAAAAGAAAAUGGAUGACAAGAACACUUCAAAUAGUCAAAACUCUGGAAAUAGAGAGAGUGUAACUGUGCCAGUGUCACAGACAGAAACAACCUUACAGCGGGCUCCAGAGGUCCAGGUUGGCAUUCCUGAAGUUGCACCAGUGUGACAUGUUCGUUUGAGGAACUCCUUGUUUUCUUGAAAAUCUGUUCCUUUUCAGAAAUGUACUGCAAAGUAGUCGGAUUACCAAAUGUAGUCCUUUUCAAAAUGCUACAGGAAUUACGGACACACCGGCGUGAUUGGCAGAAGUGCAACAUGUCAUUGUGUGGGGAGUGAACUGUUCAGUGUGUGUGUGUGUGCUACCAGACAUGGUGCAAAUGAUGCUAUCAGCAUUAUUAAGAACGUGUGCAAUGUUUUAACUAGGACUUUGUAGAGAAGCACUUUUUAAUUUUACAGCCUUUACGAUAAAAUAUUUUGCUAUAAUUGGGGUCUAUUUUGAAAUGUUAAUCCUGAGAAACCAGUCUUUGAACAGUGUAAUAGUUGUGGUUAAACCCUCUCGGGUUAUUACAUCUCAGCUGGUAAUUAUUGAUAAUAAAAUGUGUUGCGCUGUGUAUGUCAGUGAGGUGAUGACGAAUGCUAAGGUUAACAUUUCUUGUUGGUUUCUCACUCAUCAGUACUCAGAUUGGUUUCAAUUUUCAUUGUGCUAAAUGGCCAGUGACGUGAAGCAUUCUUUGAGAAUCUGCCACAUUCAAGGUUUAAUUGCAACUGGAUCACUGUUUUACAUUUAUCUGUUCAGACAAUAAGUUCUGGUGAUGCUUUAACAAUGUUGUUGAUGAGGAAUCUGGGAUCAUAUUCAAAUCUAUCAAAAUCUGGGAUCAAAUUCAAAUCUUUUAGGAAAUCCUCUUUUUUUUAGUUUUAUUCAUUCAACAUUUACUGUCCACAGAGCAGUUGUGAGUCAACCACAUGGCUUUGGGUCUGGAGUCACAUGUAGACCAGACCAGGUAAGGAUGGUCAUCAUUAGACUUCUAAUCCAGAUUUUUUAAAACAUUCAAUUCAGAUUGCAGUGGUGGGACACAGACUAGGAUCCCCAGAACAUUACCUGGGUCUCUGGGUUAACAGUCCAGCAAUAAUACCACUAGACCAUCACCUCCCCAUAAAACCAAGUAAUUUUGGCUAUCAAUCAAUUAUGGUUCUCUUGAACUCCAAUGAUUCAUCUUUUAUGCAAAAUGGACCAUGGUGUUUUGCUAUAAUGAGUCAACUUAUCAUGUUAGCCUAUCAGUAUGAGCAACGGAAAUGUCAAAAAAAAUGUUUCUGGCAGUCAUAUGUCACUGUUGCAUCCAAGCAACUGUGUUAAGAUACCCCUGGGAUAUAUUCGCAUCUGGUUGCAUCAUCAUCACAGUUCUAAACUGGAUACGAUGAUAUGGAUUGCUCCAGAGGAUUCAGAACAUACAAAGUAACUGAUCAGACUCUGAUCACUCACUGGCCCUGACAACAGCAAUCUGUUUAACAGAGUGGUGCAAAUCAUUUACCCCUAUCAGUACAUCAUCAUUUUAUAACCUCGUAAGUUCACUUGAAACAAAGUUCUGCACUCAGCUCCUUUGCCCUUACACACACUUCUUGACUCCGUUACCUACAGGCUAUUUUUUGUUGACCUUUGAUUGGCUUGGGUCUAUUAUAAUAUUAUUAGAUUUGGUUUGAAUAGCUGUGGAGUUUGGAUAUUUUUAUCUGUCAUUGUUUUGUCUGAUUUGUAUGGGGCUAGAAGUUACAUCAGUUGUAAUGUAAAAUAACAUGGAAUCAAAUGUUUUUCCACUCUUUAACGUGCUUAUAAAGUACAAGACCAAACUCUAUUGCAAAUCUUAAAAAUGGAUGGGUUCGUGAUAUUUAACUAAAAUAUUGAAUGUUGGCCCCUACUAGUUACGGAAUUGUAUAUCAAUGUUUCAAACUUCGUAACAACUUUGCUUAAUCUCAAGACUCAAUGUGGUGCUGAGAAAAGAAUAUUUUAUUGCUAUAAUUUAAGGAAUGUACAUUCUGAAGCUGGGUAAAAACAAGGACUGCAGAUGCUGGAAACCAGAUUCUAGAUUAGAGUGGUGCUGGAAAAGCACAGCAGUUCAGGCAGCAUCCGAGGAGCAGCAAAAUCGACGUUUCGGGCAAAAGCUCUUCAUCAGGAAUAGGAUUCUGAAGCUGGGUCAAUCAUAUUACCUGGAAUUCUUGUAGUUAGCUAUGCCUUUUGCAAUGAUAUGUAAAGUGAUAAUCCACUACAAAGCUAAGUUUUCCUGCCUCUCAAUACAUUUAUUUUCACAAUUAGUCUUAUAUUCAGACCAUAUAAGAUUCCCAAGUGUUUGUACUAAGCAGUCAGUCAUACUGCUAACACUGCAAGCAUUGCCCUUUAUUAUGUCGACAGCUUAAUUAGACAGUUCAAUCAAAGUAAAGUAUUUGCCAAAAUAUACAAAAGAAGAUAUACUAGUGUUUGAACAUUUAUUUUUGAUGCAUUUUCUUCCAUUUUGUUUAUGGGAAUUGGGAUGCCACCACACUGCCUCUGCCCUAAGCUCAUCUCUUUUAAACUGCAAGAGGAGUUUGUCCCAAUGCUGAGUUUCAGAUUCCAAUGUGACCUGCAAACUGUUUGACCAUCAGCUGGUGGUUUUGGACAACAGAGAACGUGGCUUUAUUUCAAGGAGCCUUUGCUAUUGAGAUCAUCCAGCCAUAAAAAUAUUUAAGCACAGAGGACUUAAAACAUUGUACAGAAGGCAAACAACUAUUAAGAUUGUCAGAUAUUUCAAUAAAUUUAUCAGUUUUUGUAUUUGAACCAUGUGUGAGAAGAUUGAUUUUUCAUUGGCGUUCAAUUUUACUCAUUAAUCAAACUUCUUCAUUCAUAUAUUGCACAGACUUAUUCUGGGAAAUGCUUUACCCAUUACCUUUCUAUAUUUCAUAACCAGAAUUGACCUUGUGUAAUUUUUAUCUCAUCCAAUCCCUUAGGAAGAAAGAAAAUGGGGAUUAUGUCAUUGUGCAGUAAUUGUAUAUUUAAGAUAGAAAAUCAAUGAAAUCUAAA